AAUAUAUGACACUCUUUCUCGUCCAGUUUUUGUCACUCCGGUUCUACCGGCCGCCGUCGACCAGCGCGUUUGACUCUCGCGUCGUCGUCGGUGUCGGUGUCAUCACCGUCGGAGCGUUCCUCUUCUUUUUGGCAACCGAUCGGUUCAGGUAUCAUUUAACUGUUGCCGUCACGACGGAAGCCCGGGCCGCCGAACGAUUGCGAGAGCCGAUCAUCCAGUUUGCCGUGAACCCCGUGGACGAAUUCGGUGACGAAGAGGUACACGGUGACUCCGACGACGACUCGGACACGGACACGGACACGGACACGGACGAUCUGACCAUAUAAAUCGUAAGGCACUGUGUUCGCUGGCACUUCACACUCAACUGUUGCGGCGGUACGACCAUGUGCUAGAGCACCGUGUCUAGUUGUAAUCGUCUAGUGCGAAACGUCGGCUGCGUUUAUUACCGAUUCGCUAGAAAAUUGAGAUGUCAGUCAAGGACGGACCUAUCGUCAAGAUGGAUGUUGACUGCCCGUCAAAUCUUAAAAGGUCCAACAGUGCGCCGAUGAUCAACGAUAUUAAUGCUUCCAUAGUCGGGUCACUACCAUGCACUACUCUGUCUAGAGAAAAUACGUGUAACAUAUUUUUACGAAAUGUACAAGUACAACCACGCUUUCGUAGAUUUAGCACAAGUGGAAGUCCUCAUAAUGUAAUGCCAAAUACUUCGCCAAAAUUAGUUCAUAGAGUUAAUCAACUGCGACAGGAAGAAACAGUUGAUUUGAUUAAUAGAGAAGUGGCCCAUGAAAGAGAAAUACACUCUGCAAUGCAAAUAUCUCAAUCAUGGGAAGAUUUAUCUAUCAUGAUGGAUUCACCGACAAAGCCAGAUGAAGGACAGUUUGGUAAACAACCAGGUGGAAUGCAUGUUAGACCUAAUAUAUAUGAUCCACUGCAUUUAAAUUUUUCAAUGACUUCUGCUCCAUCAUCACCUUCGCCAACCAGAUCAUUGAGACAUUGCGUAUCACCAUCGCUUUUCAAACCUAAUUUAUCGCCAAGUCCAACUCGUAAAACCUUUACAUCUGGACGAAGCUUGAGUCCAAUUUCAAUGCGUCCUAGCACUUUAGGACCUGUUAAAAGGAAAUGUGACAUGGAUGACUAUGAACCAAUUUCAAAGAAAUGGGGAUUGCUGAUUACCAAUAAUAGGCCUGAACCAAUGCAAGUGACCGGUAUUGUUCCUACAACAAUGAGCGCAACUUUAGUUACAGAUUCCACAUGUAGUAGCAGUGGUGAUUCUUCAAAUAGUAAUCAUUCUUUUUCCUUUAGACCAUUGCAAUCUCUAAUGGAUGAAUCAAAAAGUAAUUCCCAGUAACUACAAUAUUUUUACAGGAAAUAAUAUUUUCACAUUUUACUGUCGACUAUUAUAAUUUUUUCUAUUAUUAUUUUAUUAUUACAGUUACAA
Messenger RNA from Myzus persicae (green peach aphid), 1435 nucleotides. RefSeq names its product protein FAM122A. The coding region runs from base 467 to 1345 and encodes 292 amino acids. Gene Ontology annotation, molecular function: protein serine/threonine phosphatase inhibitor activity. The transcript is spliced from 6 exons. NCBI's taxonomy places the organism in Eukaryota, Metazoa, Arthropoda, Insecta, Hemiptera, Aphididae. The record is from RefSeq and is a predicted model, not a curated record.